CGCGCGCGCAUUUUAGCAUUGCUAAGUUAUGUUCCAAGGGCUGUCAACGUAAAUGUCAGGGCCCUAUAAAUUGCCAAAAUGAAUGAACUAUGCAUAGAACAAGAAUGUUAUUCAUCGGGCUCGGAAGGACUGGCCAGCAAAAUCAAGGCCGUCUCGCAGCUGGUGAAGAGGCGGCGCCAGCAGGUCGCCCAGCGGAGGACCAUGCUCCGUGAAGCUGUCCGCUCUCUACUGCAGCCGGUGGAGGCUGCUGUACCAGCGCCGGCCUCCCGUCUGCCCGGCCUGGUGGCCCGCACCGCCUGGCAGAGGCUCGUCUCGGAACGUUGGCUUGUUGCCACAGAUUUGACCAAUGAAACAUCCACAGAGGUGGCACUGCCGCAUCUGCUGGCCUGCGGCGGGUGGCACGGGCCCGUGGCGUACGAGUCUCGCCUGGCGGCCGCGCCGUUCGAGCUGAGCGCUCCGGCGCCGGCCGCCGGCCGCCUGUCGCCCGGAGCGACCGUGCGCCUCAUAGCGGUGCUGGACGAGCCGCCCGUCUGCGGCGGGGGCUGUCGGCUGACGCUGACGCUGGCCUCCGGUCCGGAGGAGCCGCGGCCGGCCAGCGCCGCCGGCUUCUACCAGCUGCCGGCCGGCCGCGUGACGCUGACCGCCGACCAGCGGCUGGCGCGGCGACACUCCCUGUUCAGCGGUCCAGGUCCGGACGCGGAGGCCGACGUGCAGGCGCUGUGGGCGCUGUCGGGCCGGCCCCUGCGCCUCCGCCUGCCGCGGACGGCCCAUCUGCACUUGCAGGCGGCCAGGCUGCGGCUCGAGCAGGAUGCCUUCAUACCUGUUCUGGCGGCGCUCACUCGAGCCGAGCCAGGUGACCCGCUGUUUGGCUGCCUGGUGCUGCUGGCCGAGGAAGCCGACAACCGAGAGGCCGCCGCCGGCGCGCUGACAGCCGCGCUCUGGAGCAGGACGGAGCGGCAGAUGGCGCUGCUGCUGCACCAUCUGCGGCGGCUUCUGGGGUCAGCGCUGGAACUGCAGCGGCGGCCGGAGCCGGAGCCGGAGCAGGGGCAGGAGCCGGGCGCCGCCGGCGCACAGCACCUGCGGCGCGCCCUGCUGGCACAACUGCAGUUCGCCGAGGCGCACAUAGGUGACAGCACUGGUGGUGGUGCCGAGCGGCGCGCACUCCGACUCGGGGAUGUGCACGUGCCGCUCUCAGAGUACGGCCGCUGGAGACGGCGGCUGGCCCAGCUGGAGUUGGAGGCUGCUAUGUGUGCGCUGCAGCUGGCCGAGCGGCAGCCGGCCGCUCUGUGACGCUACUCCGCGGCUGGGCGGCACAGCUGACCAUGGACACCCGCGGUGUGCUAGUGAAACCGCCUUGAUGGCACACACCAGCUGUGCUUGACUCUAGCGAUGUGCACUGUGAACGUUGUCUGUGACUGGUGUCGUGGUCUGCCUUGCGGUUGUCUUUCGCUCAUGCAGUGAUGGUUAAAUGGACCGGGAGGAUCGUUUAGCUGACAGUGUUUGUGGGAUAUCGCGUGUAACGGUUGGAUAAGUGCUAUAAAUGCCCUGUCGGCUAGCCGCCGGCGGGCGUCCGAGCAAUGACCGAGCGCCAGACAGUGAUGUGUGUCAGUCCUUUCUCUGGCAUUUCGACACUGCGCACUGGCGAAAAAAGUGUUUGUUGGUUAUGUGAACGGCAAUAACUUUUCCUUUGGUUCGUUGUAUCUGGAACUCAUCCCGUUCAUUGGCUGUAUGUGUGUGUGUGUAUCCGGUAAUGCUUUAGGAGCACAAAUACCAGGCCGAGUCCAGUCAGCCUAGGCCAAGGCAGAACCAGAACCAGACCGUCAAACUUGUGAUCAUAGGCUGCUUUCUAUAGAAUAAAAUAGCUAACCUUUA
Messenger RNA from Amphibalanus amphitrite, 1872 nucleotides. RefSeq lists its product as uncharacterized. The transcript has 2 exons. Lineage: Eukaryota; Metazoa; Arthropoda; Thecostraca; Balanomorpha; Balanidae. The record is from RefSeq and is a predicted model, not a curated record. The coding region runs from base 79 to 1290 and encodes 403 amino acids.